AUGGCGCUGAGACUGCUAGUCGCAUUAUGGCUUGGGACUACAGUACUCGCAGCCGAAGGGUUUAAUCCGAGAGCAUACGAGAAAAAGCAUGUUGAAUGCCCCACUGUCCAUCGGAAAGGAGGUUUGGGGGAACCAGAAGAAACUACAAUCAACAUGAGCUAUGUAGAUAUCAACCCCACGGCAAAUAGGACACUAUUAAUGGUCCACGGUUGGCCUGGACUCUGGUCGGUGUGGUCGAACCAGAUAAUGCAUUUCUCGGAUAAGUACCAUCUUCUCGUACCAGACCUGCGUGGUUUUGGAGACUCGAUACAUCCAGGAGAUGUACAAGCCUCGGGAACCUUCAGCGAUAUUGUUGGAGAUCUCAUUUGUAUACUACAAGAUGCAGGUGUUAGCAAGGCAGUUUGUAUCGGGCAUGAUUGGGGAUCGCCCAUUUGUCACGAGGCUGCAAGAAUGCGUCCUGACCUUUUCGAAGGUGUAGUCGGGGCAUCUCUACCGUACCUUCCGGCUGCAGCUCCGAAGAUGCUGUCCAUAGAAGCCCUGAUAGCAGCCCUUCCGAAGCUCACCUACAACCUCUACUUCAUGUCCGAGACGGAGAAAGCCAUUGCUGAACUGAAUAAAGACGUUCGAAGAACUAUUCGUGCAGCACUACGAAGCCUCGCAUCUCCAUCGCCCUACCGCUUUCUUCGAAGUAAGACGAGCUUCUUAAAGGCGUACAAUCACCUAGAAGAAAUCCCACCUGUUCCCUUUUUCACACCGGAUCAGGAAGACUAUUACGUCGAGCAAUACCAGAAGCAAGGAUUCGAUCACACACUUCAAUUCUAUACUCACGAGAACAAAUACAAAAACUGGGAGUUUGCGCAUAAUCAAGGCAACUUCACGAUCCCCCUCCCGGUUCUCGCCGUCUAUCCAAUAAACGACCCCGUGGCUGAUUGGCCCCUCGUGGCGCUCGUGGCCGGAUCACAUACAUACCUGCCCUAUCUUACAAAGCGAGUACUGCAGACGGCACAUUGGCCCCAUUUGGAGAAGCCGAAAGAGUUUAACGCCAUUCUGGAGGAAUGGCUCGACGACCUUGAUGUGAAAUUGCUCGAAGCGCGUAUCGGCGAACUGAAACGCGAGAUGAGAGCCUUAUCAAAAGAACUCUCGGCGGCGAAAAAGAAGAAGAAAAGGCGAGGAGAGCUGUAG
Molecule: messenger RNA, 1182 nt
Organism: Serendipita indica DSM 11827
Lineage: Eukaryota; Fungi; Basidiomycota; Agaricomycetes; Sebacinales; Serendipitaceae
Source: the annotation of a GenBank genome assembly